Molecule: messenger RNA, 555 nt
Organism: Ostertagia ostertagi
Lineage: Eukaryota; Metazoa; Nematoda; Chromadorea; Rhabditida; Trichostrongylidae
Source: the annotation of a GenBank genome assembly
AUGUGGACGACAGUUACUCUCAGCUCUCUGAUAUUUGCUCUACCUUUGGUUUAUUCCACUACUGAAUGGUGGGGUGAUCUACGAGCUCACCUAAAUCCAGCCAGAUCACCAGCUUUUUAUGAUGUCACUUACGACGAAGCAGACUGCCCGCAAGGUCUGCGAUCUGAUGCGAUUCCCGACUACGUCUAUUUUGGCACAAUGAUGGCGACGAUGAGUGUCGACGUGCACGAGGAAUGUCUUCAGAAGUGUGCUGAAAAGCCUCGAUGCAAAGCUGUCAACUAUUUUCAUCCCUUCGCCUAUCAAAAGAAGGGCUUUUGCGAGCUUCUCUCUGAAACUCAACGCGAUAAUCCACGACUGAUGCGUCCAUUCCGAAUGGCCACAUACUUCGAAAACAUCAAAUGCAAAGAAGUUGACGACACCGCUGACGAUCUUGGCGACUUCGUCAACAAACCAGCACCUUCUCCUCGCGACAAGAAAUUGGAAAUGAAAGGAUUCGUGAAAAAGCUUUCCAACAAGGUACACGAGUUCAACUCAGGUUUCCGAGCUGCUCGCUAG